Molecule: messenger RNA, 849 nt
Organism: Nakaseomyces glabratus
Lineage: Eukaryota; Fungi; Ascomycota; Saccharomycetes; Saccharomycetales; Saccharomycetaceae
Source: RefSeq, a predicted model, not a curated record
AUGGCUAGAAGUAAAGACAGCAAGGUGUUGCAACCACGCACAACAAAUGUGAGGAAGCCAGCGGGAACAUACAAGAAUAAGAAACGCCAUAACAAGUCUGAAUUAGAGAAGAAUGCUAAGAGUGUAAAACGGAGACGGAUCGAGCCCUCUGUGAGUGACUUUAACAAUGAGUAUAUUUCUAUGAGACUUGAACCCCAAGGAAUAAGACCUUCGAUAGCCAGAAAUAAUGGCGCCAGUGUUGAGAGAGAAAUAUCUUUUGGGGAUCUAAUAAAUGCACCUCCCGUGUCGACAUCGACUCCAACUCAUGUACCCUCGUUGAGCUCCUUGAAGUACCCGGAAAUAACGUACAAUAAUGUAAGGCACAAAAAAUUAUUUGCAACAAUGUCCUAUGAAAGGCAAAAUAGUACAUACAACACACAACCCGGAGACAAUCAUAACUACAUGUUAAUAUCUAACAACAGUUUCAGUUACAGGGCAGAUCAGAUCGCCUCACCGACUACCUACAACAAUAAUAAACCUGAGAAUGGACAAGCUGCUGACAUUUUUAUUCCCAAUGAAAAAAUGAAGAGCAUCGACAUAUCGAAACUGUCCAUUUACUCAAAGGUGGACGAUUCAGUAGUUAACCAGAAUCACCGUAUAUUAAACGAAUAUGAUGUGCCAUUUCCUCAAUUAAUAGCUACAUCUGCAAGGAUGGCAGACACAUAUCCCACAUUUAAUGAAUAUCCAACAGAAGAUAUGCCAGAUGUUCAUGGAGAUAUUAAUUCCAUGAAGAAUGCUCAGUUUCCAAGUGACACAAAUGAUUCUUAUGAUUCUUCAGGUGGCCAGGCUACAUACUUCAACAGCAAAUAG